GGGCUGGGGCUGGGGCUGAGCUCCGGGGCGGAUCGGGACGGCGCUUUGCUGAUCUCGGGAGGAGAGAGACGGGGCAGAGCGGGCAGCAGCCAGAGCUCCAGGCAAGGGCUCAGCCUCCUGAGCAAACCCCUCGGCUACGGCCGACCGACCCAGAGGAAAGCCACCUACAGGAAACUGCAGAACUUUCUCUACGAUGCUCUGGAGAGACCCGGGGGCUGGGCUCUGGUCUAUCACGCUUUUGUGUUUUUGUUGGUCCUCGCGUGCCUAAUCCUGGCCAUCCUGUCAACAUUUGUUGAAUUUGAGACACUCUCAGAACAGUGGCUCCUAAUACUGGAAGCUGUUACAAUAGUUGUGUUCGGAAUUGAAUUUGCUUUGAGGAUCUGGGCGUCUGGCUGCUGCUGCCGGUACAGAGGAUGGAGAGGACGUCUGAAAUUUAUCAGGAAGCCUCUAUGCAUCCUAGAUAUAAUUGUGCUGAUCGGCUCUGUGGUCAUCGUCGCAGCCGGGGCCCUGCAGAACAUCUUGGCCACAUCACUCCGAAGCUUACGGUUCCUUCAGAUCCUGCGGAUGCUGCGGAUGGACCGGAGAGGAGGCACCUGGAAGCUUCUAGGUUCAGCAAUUUGCGCCCACAGCAAGGAGCUUAUCACUGCCUGGUACAUUGGAUUCCUUUCACUCAUUCUGGCCUCGUUUCUGGUUUACCUCGUUGAAAAAGAAGACACCGUGAAUGAGGACAAACCCCAGGAUUUUAAUACCUAUGCAGAUGCACUGUGGUGGGGAUUAAUUACUCUGACCACAAUCGGUUAUGGUGACAAAACGCCAAAGACUUGGGCAGGCCGGGUCUUAGCUUCGAUGUUUGCUCUUAUAGGAGUGUCUUUCUUUGCUCUGCCAGCGGGCAUUCUUGGUUCAGGACUGGCUCUAAAAGUACAGGAGCAGCAUCGACAAAAGCACUUUGAGAAGAGAAGAAAUCCGGCGGCCAACUUAAUCCAGGCUGCGUGGAGGUUCUACGCCACUAAUCUCAACAGGACUGAUCUGGGUGCCACCUGGAGAUACUACGAGAGUGUUGUAACCGUUCCUUUCUUCAGAAAAGAUCAAGCAGAUGAAGCUGUCAGCCAGAAGCUGAGCCUUUUUGAUCGUGUUCGUAUCGCUGGACCCAAGGGCCCCAAUGUUAAAAGCAAGGUGUUAAUACCUUUGAAUGCAGACGCAGUGGAGGACAGUCCUUCUAAAGACCAGAAGACGUUGAGCUUCAAUGAGAUUCGAGCUGCGGUUCGAAAUCGAGGAUUUGGCUUCAAGCAUAGCUCAGAAGAUGCCGUUCCUGAGGUAGAUCAAGUGUCCGAGGACAAAGGUUACCAAGCUGAAGUCAUGGAUGAGUUGAUCCCUACAAUGAAGACAACUGUGAGGGCUAUGAGCAUAUUGAAAUUCUUCCUCAACAAGAAAAAAUUCAAGGAGACUUUACGGCCAUACGAUGUGAAAGAUGUUAUUGAACAAUACUCAGCAGGACAUUUAGACAUGCUCUCAAGAAUAAAAUACCUCCAGUCAAGGAUAGAUUUGAUUCUUGCUCCUCCAUUUCCAUCAACUCCCAAGCAAAAGAAAAUCAACUUAAAAGGAGGUUUUGUAUACCCUUCACAGCAAGGAAUUGAUCCUGAUACAGCCAAAGGUUCUGGCAGAGAGACUGAAGACCAAAGUAUGAUGGGAAGAUUUGUUAAGUUUGAAAGACAGGUACACGUUAUGGAGAAAAAGAUUGACUUCCUUGUGGACAUGCACAUUCAGCAUAUGAAUACCGAGCAGUCUGGGUCAGCUGGAUACUAUUCAACAAAAGGGGCAAGGAUCUCUGUUCACCAAAGUUCAAGUGAAGACAAGGUGGAAGACAAAUACUUGGAGAUCAAAAAAGUCAUCUCAAACUAUUCUGAGUCUUGCAACUACAUGGCACCUGAAAAUGCUUAUCAAGUCCCAGUUGGUUCUGUUGCUCCUUUUGGUUUACUCACAAAUCCAGGAAAGUUUUCAACUUUGGCUGCUGAUUUAAUGAGGUUGCCUCCACCCCCGGCCCCAUCAUAUACCGAGAGACCCUCUGUUCUACCCAUAAGUUCAUUAACAGACUUGCAGGGUAAUGCAUCCCUCAGCUGCCAUGGAAGAGAAACAAUUCCUUUCGCUGAAAAUGUAUCACCAAUACAGGGGAGAAAUACAAGAGACAGUGACACUCCAAUUUCCCUCCCUUCAGUAAACCACGAGGAACUGGAACGAUCCCCCAGUGGAUUCAGUAUCUCCCAGUCAAAAGAUGAUUUGACUUUUGGUUUCAAUGAGAGCUGGCCAAAAUCCAAAGUACAUUUAGCAGAGGCUGAAACAGAUACUGAUACUGACCCUUACACUCCAUGUGGUUCUGCUCCUCUGUCUUCUACAGCAGAGGGACUUAACGACAAUAUAUGGUCCACAUCGAAUAAACCAACUUAGCAGAGUCACUGGUUGACCUCUAUGUGUACAGUCACUUUAAAGACUCCACCUUUCUUGCUUCAUACGAAGCAUCCAAAGCUUAUUGUUACAAUGUGUUUCACUGAUAAAUUCUGCACGUGAUGCAUGGAAGUAGUGCUAGAAACUGUUAAUACUGUUUUCAAUAUUCCAAAAACAAUUUUUUUCAUAAAUAAAUAAAACUGCAAAAUUUUGCAUGUUUUGUGCAUGGUUUCCAAAAUAUCAACAAAGAAGCCAAAUUUCCUCUGGUUUACUGUACAGCACUAAUGUAAUUUUAAUCCCUACAUUAUCUGUGGGUUAGAAUCUAUGCAGAAAGUUACUAAAUACAGUUCUUUUAACAAUGCUUUAACCUGUAAAUGAAUUCUUAAAGAUACCAUAUCCCUUUGAUUAGCCUAACAAGGUGGGAUUUGGUAAAAGUUUUGUUACACAUAUGCUCUAAAGAGAUCAAUAUGAGGCACUAGCCAACAAUUUUUAUGUCUUUAGCAUUCUUAUCCCUGGACGUGCAAUUCUAAAGAUAAUUUGUCAAAAUGAAUUGAAUACUGAAUGCAUCAUCUAAUUAAAUGGUCUUCAUGAUUUAUCUCUUUGACUACGCUUUUGGUCAUCUUGCCCCUCCACACUAGUUUUGAUUCCC
Molecule: messenger RNA, 3088 nt
Organism: Callorhinchus milii (elephant shark)
Lineage: Eukaryota; Metazoa; Chordata; Chondrichthyes; Chimaeriformes; Callorhinchidae
Gene: kcnq3
Product: potassium voltage-gated channel, KQT-like subfamily, member 3
Exons: 15
Biological process (GO): transmembrane transport; potassium ion transport
Cellular component (GO): membrane
Molecular function (GO): voltage-gated potassium channel activity
Source: RefSeq, a predicted model, not a curated record